CAACACCAAACCAUUUCUUCUCGUUCAUCCUAACUUGUCUGCUGUGAGAUGCGUCCUUACCUGGGGAUCCUCAGUAUACAUUCACAAGCGUAUCUGCAAUGUACAUGGCUACCUGAUGUCCAAUCCAUUUCGCCGUAGUUCUCUUGCUCAAGGCGCUGGCGGCAGCAAUUCAUCCAACACUUCACCCGGCCCGCGCGGCACCGAGCCCUUGGUUAUAGACACGAAAGUUCGUACCACGGCUCAGAAACAUGUGAACUUUGCCUCUCCUCCUUCGAUAAUCUCUCCCGCCUCGUAUGCCUCCUCGCCCGAAUCGACUCGACAGGAGUUCCCAUCAACUUUCCUCAGUUCACCCCUUCCUGCCCCUACCGACUACCGCCAUGCAUUUGCCAUCGAUCCAUUUGCGGAACAGGGAGGAGAUGGGGAUGAUAGUGCCAUCGAGAAAGCAUUGGAAAAUGCAAGGGCCAACACCGCGAUAGUGGUCGAACCAGUGGCUGCUCCCAAGAUAAACCCUGAUAGUGCUGUGAAGGACACAUUGGCACGCUUCGCCAGCACUCCCAGAGGACCAUCCUCUGUGCAACCACUCGAUACCCGGGUAAAGAAAGAAAACGCCUCGUCUAAAACGACUAUGGACGUGGAUGCCUUCAAGAGGAUGUUGCUUACAGGAAGUGCUACAUCGGGAGAGACCACAGUGCCGAAUCAAACAGUGUCAACUCAAUCUGUAAGUGACAACAGCUCCAGUGCGGACUCGGCUUCGAUCUCACAGCAUUCGCUUUUCGAGACCAUCCCAAACACACGCGAGGAAAGCCCGCGCACGUCGGAAGAGCUGGACACACGGGACAAUGUCGAACACAGAAGUCUGCCUGGAUCUAGUUCUUCAAGCAAGCGACCACCCCCACCACCAAAGAGUCGGCGUGGAAAAGCAAUAAAGGAUAGCACAUCUGAGUCUGGCUCCUCAAAGAAAUUCGAUAAUUUCAUCAAUUCGCUUUCACUACCACCGGCACCCGAUGCCUCUUCCAAUGUCUCUGCUAUGAAAUCGCCAUCGUCAGAGCAACGUGACUUCAGUGAGCCAUCAGGGGAUCCUCCCAUGCCCGAAGUCAGCAAGAGGGCAGCGCCACCGCCUCCUAUUACUCGUCGAAAGAGUCAACAACAGCCUAGCAAGCCGAUAUUGACCCGAAGCAGCUCUUCACGACAGUCAGUGCUGAGUGACUCCGAUCCCCCCACGAGCCCUCCGGGAACAAUGACGCCCCGAGCGCCUCCUCCACCUCCUUCACGCCGUUCAACCAGCACUGGUGAGCGUCGCCCUUCGCUCGAUCUCGCUUCCACUCCCGAGAAUAGCAGCCAGUUGGGCCAGCAGUCCGCACCAUUACAAACUCCGUCAUAUCUGAAGAGACCAAGUCAACUACCACCUCCGCCAGUGCCACCGCCUCGUAGGGGUAGAGGAUCCAGCCGUAGCUCCGUCGAUACGCAACGACCACCCAUGUCGGCCUUGGGAAUCACAGAACCCAUGGAAUUACAAGACGAUUCUGCGGAUAGACACACGAGAUUUGGGGAUAGGGAUAUUCUUGCCGAUCUUGCAGCCCUUCAGAGAGAGGUAGAUGCCGCAAGGGCUAGCGCGGGCCGGUAGCACUACCUGGUCUGUUACGACUUAUGUAUGGAUGUAUCAUGGAGCAUGAUUUGGUUAACGAGACCGUAGUAGGAUAAAUGCAACAGGGCACUAAAGUCUUCUUGCAUGGAUAGAAGAUAUGGUAUAUGCUGUGCACCCCGUACUAGGGAGUGCGAUUACGAGUACGAGUACGAGUACGAGUACGAAUACGACUUUGAAGACACAUCACGUGUAAACUCACGUAAACAGGCG
This is a messenger RNA of Exophiala oligosperma, 1855 nucleotides long. RefSeq lists its product as uncharacterized. The transcript is spliced from 2 exons. Bases 116 to 1624 code for a protein of 502 amino acids. The record is from RefSeq and is a predicted model, not a curated record. NCBI's taxonomy places the organism in Eukaryota, Fungi, Ascomycota, Eurotiomycetes, Chaetothyriales, Herpotrichiellaceae.